GAGACGCAGCAGCAGCACCGGCCGCCGGUACAAGAACCUCUAAAACACUCACAAACACAUAGACAGACAACUGGGAAAGGGAAAUGCAAUAACUUUUAGAUCGAAGGAGGCGUAGCAGAAUAAUUAGAUCGAAUGGGUUGGUGGAAGGGCCGCCGGCGGAAGAAAAGGAGUUCAGGAUGUGAGCCGGUGUAUCUGAACGUGUACGAUGUUUCCCCCACGAACGGCUACGCCUACUGGCUCGGCCUCGGAGUGUACCAUUCCGGGGUGGAAGGUUUCUUCCAUGCAUGCAUGCAUCUACUUCAUCAUUUCUCCAUUAAUAAUUAAGAAUGUAUAUAACGUUGACGUUGUUGUUACAGUUUACGGCGUUGAGUAUGCUUUCGGGGCUCACGAGAGUUCGUGGUCGGGGAUAUUCGAAGGAGAACCGAAGAAGUGCGAAGGGUUCAAGUUCAGGAAGAGGGUGAUGAUAGGGAAGACGGGGAUGGGAGAGAGUGAGGUGAAGGCAGUGAUGGAGGAGCUUGGCGGAGAGUACAGAGGGAAUGCAUACAAUUUGAUAAGCAAGAACUGCAACCAUUUCUCCAACGCAGCCUCUCGCAGGCUCACCGGAAAAUCUAUUCCCGCUUGGGUGAAUCGCCUUGCCAAAUUCGGUAUGCACGUAAUAAGCUCUCUCUUACUUGUUAAUUAGCUGAUGAUGAUCGAUGAUGAUAUAAUUUGGAUUGCAGGGAUGUGUUGCAAAUGUGUUGUGCCGCCGGUGCGACUGGAUGCAACCAUGGCCACUACUCACCGCACCAUUAAUUGCGACAACAUGCCAACCUGCCAAUUUAAUUUCCCGCCUAUAGGGAAACACUAGAACCGCACCAAUAUAAAAUGAAUGCACC
This is a messenger RNA of Arachis ipaensis, 875 nucleotides long. The record is from RefSeq and is a predicted model, not a curated record. Lineage: Eukaryota; Viridiplantae; Streptophyta; Magnoliopsida; Fabales; Fabaceae.